Molecule: messenger RNA, 1236 nt
Organism: Uloborus diversus
Lineage: Eukaryota; Metazoa; Arthropoda; Arachnida; Araneae; Uloboridae
Product: piggyBac transposable element-derived protein 4-like
Exons: 1
Coding region: 1-1236 (411 amino acids)
Source: RefSeq, a predicted model, not a curated record
AUGGAUGACUCUUUUGACAGCUGCGACUCAGAUUGGAAUCUACCUUCUGAUAUCUUUAUUAGUGAUUCCUCUGAAGACGAAGAAAUUGAUUUAGAAGAUGUUCGUUUAUGGUGCAAAAUCGACAUUGAGAACCCACCACCACCUCAUCCGAGAUUCCCUUUUACCAACAUUCCAGGACUUACAUUUCAUGUUCAAGAUCCAAGUGACCCCUUAGAAUUUUUUCGGAGAUUUUUCGAUGAUGAAAUUUUGAAGUUCAUCGUUGAUGAAACGAAUAGUUUUGCCGAUGAAUAUUUUUUGACGAAUGAUGUCACUCCUCACUCAAGAAGCUUGCAAUGGCGCGAGACAACGAUAGAAGAAUUGCUAGUUUUCUUUGCAUUAAUCAUUUUGCAAGGAAUAAUCAAGAAACCUCAGAAAAAAAUGUAUUGGACGAAAACUGAAGUUUUAGAAACGCCAUUUUUUGGAAAAAUUAUGACCGAAAAACGAUUUAGUUUACUAAUGAAGUUUCUUCAUUUUGAAGACAAAAAUACAGAAAAUGAAGAGCAGGUCAAAUUGAAAAAGAUAUGGCCUGUAGUUCAGAUGUUGACGACAAGAUUUUGUUCAAGCUAUAGUCUUGAACGUGAUAUAUGCAUCGAUGAGUCAUUGCUGUUAUUUAAAGGUAGAUUGGCUUGGAAGCAACCAACAAAAAGAGCUAGAUUUGGGGUCACGUAUUUUGUUAUUUGUGAAUCCGCAUCUGGCUAUGCAUCAAACCUAAUUAUAUGCACAGGCAAAGACACAGAAUUCAACCUAAAAUUUGCAGAAUACAAUGUGGCAACAAGAUGCGUUUUGAGUCUUAUUGAAGAGCACUUAAACAAAGGACAUUGCUUAAUCACUGACAAUUUUUACACUUCCCCGGAAUUGGCAGAAAUACUGAUAAAGCACAAGACCGACACAUACGGCACGAUGAAGACUAAUAGGAAGGACCUUCCAAAAGAAAUACGUGAUAAGAAUUCCAAGGAAGAAAAUAUAACAGCAUUUCACAGAGGAAAAAUUAUGGUGAUGAAGUGGCAAGACAAAAAACCGGUUACCAUGCUUAGUACGGUUCAUGCUGUUAAAUUUCAAGAAUUUGAAAAACGAAACAAAACAGUUAAAAAACCAGAAGCUGUACUGGACUAUAACAUCACUAUGGGUGGCGUCUAUAGGAUGGAUGCAUGCAUAUCAAAUUAUGGAGCUAAGCGUUCGCGCCAAAAUUAUAAAUAA